CAUAUUCUGUAUUCUUACAAACACGAAAAACGAUAAUCGAAGUUCGCGAUAUUGGAAUAAUAAAUUUGAAUUGAACAUCCGUGCUUCAAGCACUGCAUCAAAAUAAGCGAAUAUCACUACACUACACGCAUUUUUUGUUUUCGGAUGUGGAAAAUCUUACGUUAGUCCAGGAAAGUUUUAAGAAAAUAAUUCCUGUAAGUCAAAUUUUUUGUAUCCGGGGCCUUUCGUAGGUAGAGUUUCUACUGUAUAUGCAAGCACAAAAAGUUGUUCCUUUUUGUUAUUGAUCUUACGGCAUUGUUCGGGGUCCUAACAGAAAUCCUGAGUUGAAUCGCAAAAAAUUUUGAAGCAAACUGGUAUUUAAAUUUAUUGUCACACCGACUUUAAACGAAUUCAGUGGGAAACGCUCUUUUAUAACAUUGCGUAUUUUCCAACAGGAGCUAGUUUCACUGAUAUGGCAGUGGCACUCGGAUACUGGUAUAUAGGCUUCGCAACGCUCCAGAUUAAUUAAACUAAAAGCUCGUUUCGCGGGCACAUCCUUCAAAAUUGGCACUUUUUCGCGGACUGCACAAUUUUUCUUUACGGGCCGCAUUUGGCCCGCAGGCCGCAAUCCGCACACCCCUGCUUUAAACUAUGGAUUUUUGGCCAUCUCCAGACAAUAGUCUUCACUGCUCUUUCUUUAGACAUUUUUCUUCAGACAGUAUUUAGUUGAAGUGUUUCUGUGUGUAGGACUGCUUGGGACUAUAGUUCUCUUGUGUUAUUUUCCUCAUUACAAGGUUUCACGGACAUUUUAAUCAAACCAAAAUUGUUGAAAAAUUUUAGCUCAUGUAAAUAAGAAGCCAAAAUGUGUUUGUACCUAAUUUCAUAGUCAGAAAUAUGAACAAGCGUUUCCCCGUUGUUUCUAAUUUUGAUGAUUUUGUUGACAAUUUUUUAUCGGAUGAAGAAAGUAGUGAUUUCUCGGAUUCUGACGAAAUAGACAGUGACGUAGAAUUUCAUUUGUACAGCCAACUUCAUUAUGCUGCGGAAAACGAAGUUAUACCUGAUGCCAUAUCAAUUCAUAAUGAAGUAAGUGUCGUAGAAAUAUCUGGUAUUUCUGCGGAUCAGAAUGAGAAUGCUCGUACCCAAAAUAGGAUUGAGCCAAUAGACUCACUUGAUGGCGAUAGACAGGAUGAAACAGCAAUCGUAGAAACUUGUUUUUCUGCGGAUCAAAGUGCCUUUAAGAGUUUUCGUAACCAAAAUAGAACUGAGACAAUAAAUCCACUUGGUGGCAAAAGACAAGAUGAAACUGCAACCUUCUCUACCCAAGACAGCGAUGCAAGGUUUGGUAAAAAUUUCUACAGUUCUAUUGAAAUCUCGGACAGUCCUAGUUCAAAGAAUAAUCUCAUAAAUGUUACCCCAAUUCUAAAUGUCACAGAGGCCGAAGAAACAAUUGAACCUUCAAUUCCAAGUGAGUACAAUCCUGUUUCAGAAUCGAAAAAAUUCAGCUAUGAUUCUGACUCUCUUGAAACUGAUUUGCUCGUUGAAAGGCCGAACGUUGAGCAAGCUGUUUUAGAUGAAAAUUCAUCACAUAGUUCUAUCGAUUAUAUCAUAGAAAAUGAUUUUAUUGUUACUGAUGAAGUUUCAGGCGAUGAAAGUAAUUCUGGGCUCGAUCGAAUUUGUAGCGGUACUGCAACCCCCACUUUGCAAAAAAUUGAUGAAAAAAAUGAUGACAAAGUCUUUAAUGAGAAAGAUCUUUCUCGUUUACGAGAACAUCUGGAUUCUGAAACAAGCGAUUUUGUCCCUGAAACUUGGGAAAUAGUUGAUAGUGUGGAAGAUGGCUCUUCUGAUAGCUGUGAUGGGGGAAUAGACCUUCAUAUCUCACAAAAACAAGAGGAACCCGACAUGGAAAUAGGACAAGAACCAAACGAUGCGUGGAUUCCAGAAAAAGGCCCAAAGUCAUGCUGGAAAAUAGAUAUAGAAGAUACUAAGCAAUUUACUACUAAUAAUAAUAAUGCUGGCAGAGCAGGGAGGUAUUUUGUUGGUAAUUCUAAAAAUUCAGGAAUAAGAUGCAGAAAUUGUGAUGAAGUGGGCCACAAAGUGAAAGACUGUACUGUGGAAAAGAAGGGACCAGCAUGCUUCAUGUGCGGAAACAGGGGUCAUGUUGGCCGUGACUGUCCUCAAAAGGAGGGUUUAAGAUACCGGGGGCGACACAUGGUAUGUAAUAGAUGUUCUCAAGAAGGUCAUAUACAAAUUGAUUGCCCGGAUUUAUGGAGACAGUUUCAUAUAACUACAAAAUCUGGUCCUAUUCAAGUCCCAACUAUACCAGUGCCGCUCAAAAGUGAUCCCCAAUGCUUUAAUUGCGCAGGGAUCGGCCACUUUGGUCAUGAAUGUGAAUCUCCGAGAGCAAAUCAAUUUUACGCGAUGCUAGCGCCUUACGUUCAUCGAUACGAUAAAAGAGCUGUUUCUACGGUUCCACAGGAUUUAAGAAAGAAAUUGAAAGGAAAGAGAAGUUCAGAGUCUCAAGGAAGUUCGCAUUUUGAAAGAUCUUAUGGAGGCAAUCGUGGUAACCAUGGUGACUUCUCACAGGAGAAAGAGUCUAAUAAUAACUAUGCAAGACGGAAAGAACGUCAACAUAUUAUAUUUGAUUCACCUGAACGCCAACCUUCCAAUUCCAGAAAACAUGGUGUUAAAGUUCAAGUGCGAGAGAGUCGUCAACCAAGCACUGAAAGGCAGAGAAUAGCUCAUAAUCAGCUACGUCCUGCUGACAAGGCGUUACGGAAAAAGAGCAAUAAAAGAUCUAAAACUAAGUUUGAAAAAGAAAGCCCACAAGAAACAAGUUCAUCCACUAGAAAAAAGCUUGACAGAACGUUCAAAAAGCAAAUUCCACAAGAAUCAAGUUCUUCAGCUCUAAACUUUUUUGACAAAAGGGUUGUUUCUUAUGAAGUGUCAAAAGAUGAUGUGCAAUUUUCUAAAAAUAUGCGAAGCUCAAAGCGAAAAGUAUCUUACAAAGAAUCUAAAUCUCAAAACAAACAUUACAACCCAGAACCUAAUUUACAAAACGAUGAAUUUUAUCGUUCAAACAGUAAAAAGCGAAAAUCGAAUAAUCCUGGCCAUUCUUUUGACAGAUCGAAUAAUAAAAAAAGGAAAUUUAUUGAACGAGGAAAACCUGAUAGAGGUUUUCGUAGGCAUUUUAAUUAGUUGGUUUAACUACGUUAUGCUACGUAUUAUUUUCAACUGUGAACCUAUUUCUUUAGGAAUAAAUCAGGAGUAGCAAUGAAAGGGUAGAUCAGGGCUUCUAAAACCGAAUGGGUGAACAACGAAUUUUAGGGGUUGCAAAGACCACACCAAAUUCACACAAAGUGCUAUCGGCCUAUCUGUUGUACUUUUUUAGGCGUUCGAUUCGAAACACAAUUAUCAAAACUGGUGCAAAACAUAAUUUACACUCACAAUAGCGACGUUUUUGCGGCCAAAAUUUUGAUAGAUAAGAAGCCCUGGGGUUAAUGAUACCACUGUAAUGCCCUAAAUUUGAUGUGUGCUUUUAUUUUAUUUUUUUUUAAUUUGCUUAAAGCAUGUUCCCUCAGGAAUAUAGGAGCUUUAUCUUAUUUUUUGCAUUAACUGCAUCUACUACAUUCUGGUUCACCUUGGUAUGAUUAUCACCAGUAAAAAUCAAUGAAGUGCGACUCGUCGGAAUAAUAAUAUUCUGUCUGGAAUUCGAACUGUUUCUUUUUAUGCUGCAUUCAUUUUAGAGAAUGUGUGACAUCAAAUAUAUCAGAGUUUACGUUUUAAUUUAGAUUAGUGUUCCAAAGUGUGUUUUCAUUAUAUUCUGCCUUAUUUCUCUGAUAUGAACAUGGUCAAAUCGCACCGAACUAGACCAAUUUAUCUUUCUUAAAAUCCUAUCCAAGUUGCAAAACUUGGAAUUAAAAUUUUGUGAUUUUGUUGUGUUCAUUCAAUAGCCAGAAUAUCCUUAUUUAAACAUUGCAUUACCAUUGCUGUCAUUUUAUGCUCCACUGAUUCAUAGGUACGAAUGAGUUCUUGAAUUUCAUUGCUGAGAAACUUCAAAAUUUGUGCAAAUUUGAAGUUUUAAUAUGUUCAUUCUUCACCUAUGUACUCCAGUUUUAAUUCAAUUUACUCCUAGUUUUAAUGCAUUUCUGAUCUAACUUAUUUUAUUUUUGAUCUAG
Styela clava is the source of this 4154-nucleotide messenger RNA. RefSeq lists its product as uncharacterized. Gene Ontology annotation, molecular function: zinc ion binding; RNA binding. Gene Ontology annotation, biological process: nuclear polyadenylation-dependent CUT catabolic process; nuclear polyadenylation-dependent snoRNA catabolic process; nuclear mRNA surveillance of mRNA 3'-end processing. NCBI's taxonomy places the organism in Eukaryota, Metazoa, Chordata, Ascidiacea, Stolidobranchia, Styelidae. Gene Ontology annotation, cellular component: TRAMP complex. The record is from RefSeq and is a predicted model, not a curated record.